Messenger RNA from Peronospora matthiolae, 1242 nucleotides. The record is from the annotation of a GenBank genome assembly. NCBI's taxonomy places the organism in Eukaryota, Oomycota, Peronosporomycetes, Peronosporales, Peronosporaceae.
AUGGUGGACUACUGGGUCUCUCGAGAGCGGCGUUGCUGCAAGUACUGCAACGUGUGGAUGCCAAGUGACAAGACUAGCAUCAAGCACCACGAACAGGGUCGGAAGCAUAAGGAAAAGGUCGAAGAAGUGCUCGAACUCAAUCGCCGGACUAAACUAGAUGCUAAAAAUGCACAAAAGGAGAUCCAGAACCAGUUACAGCGGAUUGAAGAGGCCGCACAUGCCAAAUUUGAACAAGAUCUGGUCCGUUGCAGCACAAAAGCUCAGGUUUCUACUUCUGGACAGACCGUUGCGUCUUCUCUACCUCCUUUCAGACCAACUCAAAUUAAAGCGGUUUCCUGCUUUGUUAAACACCGCAAUGAGGGGGAUGCAGUGUCAGUGACACGACUAGAGCAUCGACAGCCAUGGGCUCGUGGAGCUUUGGAUCGAUUAAAUUCAAAGGAGAACGAGGAAGUUAACGAAGAAGAAGAAGAAGAAGGAGUGGAAGAACAGGACGAUAAGGGCGUGUACGCGGUGAAAGGCAUUGUGUAUCUAGAAGGCAAAAAGCACGAGACCCAGCUGGACUCUGGGAGUGCGUGUCAGAUAUGGGUCGAAGAACAAGAGCAGUGGCUAGAUGCUCUUGUGGAACAGGCUACGGUGCAUACAAUCUUGAACACCGAGUUGAGCUUCAGACGCUUUACGAUUGCUUACAUGUCGCCGUCGUCACAACAGUGUGCCGAAAAUGAAGACAAGCGGAAGCCAGUCACUGAACAUAAUGUACUAGCAGACCGCUUGCGGAUUCCGUUGCCGGCAAACGUGACGCUAGAAGCUGCCGAGAAAAUGGUGGAGCGAUGGCGUAACCACGGAGCAGCAGAAUCACCAACGUGGACACCUGUCGUGAUCGAUGAAACGACAGGCAUGGGCGAAUGGAAUACAGUGGAAGUGCGGCAAAUCGACGAAAGUUUAGAGGCUGUAGCACAACGUGAGAAGGAAGCGGAAGCCGAGACAGCACGUCGUAACGAAGAGCAGCAGUGUCUCGAGUCGUUAGAGAAUCUUUCUUCACAAGGAGACAAUGCACUGGGUGCAUUCAACCCAUGGGGAGGUACUUACAAGGGCCUGAACCUUGACAGUAAUGCUGAUGCAACUGCGCCUGGCCAUGUAGCAUCAAGUAGUAAAGAGAUGGCAAGCGGGUCAAACGUCAGCUUCAAGAAGCGCGGUCAAAAGAAGCAGAAACGUCGGAGGAUACACACUGAUGAAGACGAGUAA